Staurois parvus is the source of this 303-nucleotide messenger RNA. The record is from the annotation of a GenBank genome assembly. Lineage: Eukaryota; Metazoa; Chordata; Amphibia; Anura; Ranidae.
UGGAAAUGUUUGCUGUACAACUGGACCAGGGGUGGACUGACCAUUUGGAAACUCGGGCACUGCCUGAGGGCCCGGGGUCAGUAGGGGGCCCCUUGAGAUGCCCCUGGUACCUUUUUCAUAGGCUUUUUUGAGUCUGGGCAAGGACACAGGGGCCCCAUGAUCCCCUAUUGCCCGGGGGCCCAUGAGUUGUCAGUCCGCCCCUGAACUGGACACUUCAGUAGCUCUGCAAAUCAUUUUUUAAGUGUCUUUUUCUUGGUCCAAUGACAUCAUUCCGCCCCUGCUUACUACGUGUGAAAUCACAUG